Messenger RNA from Argentina anserina (silverweed cinquefoil), 1132 nucleotides. RefSeq names its product jacalin-related lectin 3-like. Gene Ontology annotation, molecular function: carbohydrate binding. The record is from RefSeq and is a predicted model, not a curated record. The coding region runs from base 191 to 820 and encodes 209 amino acids. Lineage: Eukaryota; Viridiplantae; Streptophyta; Magnoliopsida; Rosales; Rosaceae. The transcript is spliced from 2 exons.
CAUAACGUUGGUACUCGAUCAUUUUCAUUUCAUUGCUCACUGCUCUGUUUAUAAUUUUCAUCUCCUUUGCUCACCCUCUUGUUCCAAAUAUGGUACUUAAAUCUACCUGAUAUAUCGUUUAUGGUCCCGCCAAACUUUACAUAGACACUGUCCGUGACACUAAUUAAUUAUUAGUUAAAGUUGAUCGAAUAUGUUGAUGCAUGUAUCAUGUAUGCUACAGAGUUUGGAAGAAUCUAAGAACAAACCCUUUUCGGUUGGGCCAUUUGGAUCAAAUGGAGGGGAUGCCAUUUGGGAUGACGGAGUUCACUCCACGGUGAGGCAGGUGGUGAUCUACGCAGAUGUUAAGGGCAUACGUUGGAUUCAGAUUGAAUAUGAUGACAAUGGGAGCUCAGUUUGGUCAGAAAAGCAUGGUUCAGAUUAUCCCAUGCUUCAAACUCCUAAAACAUACAAGGUCGAGCUUGAUUAUCCAGACGAAUUUUUUACUUCUGUUUAUGGAUAUUAUACUGAUAGCCGGUUCAUACCGACUCAUCUCACAAAGCUUAUUUUCCGGAGCAACAGAAGAAGUUAUGGACCAUUUGGAGUUGAGGAUUUCUUGACAAGGAGCUUUUCAAUCGAAGCGAGUGGGCAGAAGAUCGUAGGGUUUCAUGGCAGAGUACAUAGUUGGUGGUUACUUCGUGCACUAGGAGCUUACUUCAUGAUCAUCAUCGGAAUGGAAACCUUCGCCACUCAUCAAAACAUCUACUUCCAUCUCGGUAUUCUACUGCUCAAACCAAGCCGAGGAAAGACGGAAAAACUAAGCAAGACAUAUCUAAUAUUGUAGUUUCCGGUAAUCAAAAUAAGUGAAAACGAAGGGAACUAUAAUGGGAAUUUUGUUGUUGGAAGUGACCCUAAACUUAUUUUUAUUAGCCUGAAUUCCAGCUCGGUAUUCUACUGCUCAAACCAAGCCGAGAAGAAAGACGAAAGAGCUAAGCAAGACACAUCAAAUAUUGUAGUUUCCGGUAAUCAAGUUAGUGGAAACGAAGGGGACCAUAUAUAAUGGAAAUUUCGUUGUUGGAAGUGACCCUAAACUUAUUUUUAUUUGCCUGAAUUGAUAUAUCAGAACGAAUCGGGAAUUGCAAUAUUGUCUCUCUAC